AAAUUUGGUCACAAAGCUAGUUGAGAUCGGAGAAGCUAACGAGAUUCAGAUAUUAAAAUAAGUCUUGUUGUAACCGUAAUUUUUAAGAAUGUCCGUCUAGGUAAACGUGUUUACUACAAACUCUGUUCUAACUCCAAAUUUAAACUUAGAUUCAUUCAAACUGCAUCAUCAAUUACACAACAAGAAGCUGUUGAGUUUAACUCGGUUCCAGGAUUAGUUUUUGGACUUGAUGAUAACUAGUGAACAAGGAUAAUUGGAUCAAUUAUUACCGAAUUGUUCAUUGGUUGGCUGUGAAGGAUCGCGGGGGAUAUUUGAUAUGAACUUGAGAUGGCGAUGAGAAUGAAGUCAGUAAUGCAGGGUGUUAGAGCUAAGUUCAGUGUAAUAGUUCUUGUGCUUAUUACAUUAGGGAUCGCUGCUGCAUCUAUAUAUGGUCUGCUAAAACCGAUUUCGAAUGGUUGUACCAUGACGUACAUGUAUCCUACUUAUAUCCCCAUUUCCACGCCAAAAAAUGUGUCAGCUGAGAAGUAUGGUUUGUACUUGUAUCACGAAGGAUGGCAAAAGAUUGAUUUUGAUGAGCAUAUUAAGCAGCUUAGUGGAACUCCAGUUUUAUUUAUCCCAGGGAACGGGGGUAGCUACAAACAGGUAAGGUCCUUGGCAGCAGAGUCCGAAAGGGCUUAUCAAGGAGGCCCACUUGAAAAUGAGCUUUACCAACAAGCUACUCUAACACUUGAAGAGGAUGGAGGACCUAUAAAUGUAAAUAACAUUUCAGUACCUACCCAGUAUAGUUCCUUCAUGGACUGGUUUGCUGUGGAUCUUGAAGGUGAACAUUCUGCAAUGGAUGGUCAAAUACUUGAAGAACACACAGAAUACGUAGUAUAUGCUAUUCACAGGAUCUUGGAUCAAUAUAAAGAAUCUCGUGAUGCCCGGAAAAGUGAAGGUGCAGCCAUAUAUGGAAGUUUACCUCGAAGUGUUAUACUAGUUGGCCACUCUAUGGGUGGUUUUGUUGCAAGAGCAGCAAUAGUUCACUCGCAUUUAAGAAAGUCUGCAGUGGAAACUAUUAUUACGCUCUCAACCCCGCACCAGUCACCUCCUGUGACACUGCAGCCAUCCUUAGGUCACUAUUAUACACACGUAAAUCAGGAAUGGAGAAAGGGAUACGAGGUCCAUACCUCUCGAAGUGGACAUUACAUAUCUGGUCCAAAACUUGGCCACAUAGUUGUCGUUUCCAUUUCCGGUGGUAUCCAUGAUUUUCAGGUACGGUCAAAAUUAGAAUCCCUUGAUGGGAUUGUGCCACCUACCCAUGGUUUUAUGAUUAGUACUACAAGCAUGCAGAAUGUUUGGCUGUCAAUGGAGCACCAAGUUAUUUUAUGGUGCAAUCAAGUCGUUGUGCAAGUGUCACAUACUCUGCUUCAUCUAAUUGACUCUAAAACCAGCCAACCAUUUACCGAAUCAAGAGAAAGGCUCGCAAUAUUUACCAAAAUGUUACAUAGUGGAGUACCAGAAAGUUGGUUGAAACAGUCGCAAGCAACUCAGAAAUCCCUACACGCUUCUUCAAAGAAUGGAAUCCUACCAGGAUCUCAUGUGCACACUUUACCUGCCUGCCCUAGUACUAUUCGUUGGAACGAGGCUGGAUUAGAAAGGGAUCUAUACAUUCAAACCCCUACUGUUACUGUUUUAGCAAUGGAUGGCAGAAGACGGUGGCUGGACAUUAAAAAACUGGGGCUGAAUGGAAAAGGCCACUUCGUAUUUGUUACGAACCUUGUUCCCUGUUCUGGGGUUAGACUUCAUCUUUGGCCUGAAAAGGGCAAUUCUGCUUCAGACCUGCCUCUUACUAAAAGGGUUCUAGAAGUGACAUCAAAGAUGGUAAAAAUCCCAUCAGGUCCAGCUCCAAGGCAGAUUGAACCAGGUAGUCAGACUGAACAAGCACCUCCAUCUGCUGUAUUUAUGCUGGAUCCAAAGGAUAUGUAUGGGUUUAAAUUCUUGACCAUCUCAGUUGCACCUCCUCCGGUUUUUUCAGGAAGACCUCCGCCUGCAACUUCCAUGGCAGUUGGGCAGUUUUUUGAUCCAGAUGAAGGGAAAACAGUAUUCUCACCAUACUUGUUGCUUCAAUCAAUGGUUUCUCAACAAGACAUGAUAUUGAAGGAGGAUCAUCCUCUUGCUUUAGAUCUAUCCUUCUCUAUUAGUUUAGGCCUUCUGCCUGUUAAAUUCUCUUUAGAACCAACAGGAUGUGGGAUACAAAAGUCAGAACUGGUUGAAGAGGUUAAAGACAUGGAAAUUAACAAGCUUUGCAAACGUCGAUGUUUUCCACCUGUAGCACUUGCUUGGGAUGUGAGUUCUGGUCUGCACAUAUUUCCAAACUUGUACUCUCAUACAAUUAUGGUGGAUUCUUCACCAGGGUAUUGGGAUUCACCCAAGGGUUCUGAGAAGACCACUCUUUUAUUACUGGUUGACCCGCAUUGUUCAUACAAAACUAGUAUCUCUGUAUCUGUUGCUGCUGCUGCUGGUAGAUUCAUGCUUUUAUAUUGGUCACAGAUCAUUGGUUUCUCCUUCGCAGUUGUGUUUUUCGCACUGAUGCAGCAAGCAUAUUCAUGGGAGCUUGAUCUGCCUAUUCCUUCAAUGCUAACAGCAUUGGAAUCAAAUAUGAGAAUGCCUUUGCCAUUUUUUUCCCUAGUCAUUACCCCCAUUGUAGCUGCCUUGUUCUAUUCCUUUAUGAGUUCUCAGCGAUUUCCUUCGAUCAUAAGCUUUUUUGUGAUCUCGAUACUUUGCUAUGCAUUUGCGAAUGGGAUUGUUGUCGUGCUUAUAUUGAUCUCUCAAUGGGUUUUCUAUGUGGCUGCCAGUAUACAUGUUUUCAUCAAGAAAUGGUGGCAGUGGGAGACUAGUUUAUUGUCAUUCAAGGUGGUAAGGAUUGUCAGAUUCAAUCCUUCACUCGUCACAGUGUUUGCGGCUAUGUCAUUGGCUUGCUUUGUUCAUCCAGCUUUUGGUCUUGCUAUAUUGCUGUUUUCUCAUGCCUUGUGCUGUCAUAAUGCAUUGUCCAGCCAUGCUCGAAGUAGGGAAUUGUUUGAUUUUGGUGAUAGAGGCAGCAGUGAAUAUAAAAGGUUACAAAUCAAGUCUGAUAGUAGAACAAAUAAAAGUCUGCCUGUUGAUGAGCACAGUUCCAAUAGUCCCGACUCUGCAAGAAGCUACGGCGAUACACAGCUGGAGAUCUUCCACCACCAGCACGGCCUGCUGGUCUUACAUCUUAUGUCUAUGCUGAUGUUUAUUCCAUCACUUGUGGCUUGGUUCCAGAGAUUUGGUACUGGUCAGAGAUUUCCAUGGUUCUUAGAUUCAGCGCUGACGCUUGGUAUCAUCCUCCACGGUGUGUGUGGUUCAAAGCCCGAGUAUAGUUUUUGGUUUCCCUUGCCAGGCAGUGACAGAUGGGAAGUGAAACAGAGUUUUGGCUACCUGCUUGGUGGAUUCGCUUGUUGUUUAUAUGCCUUGACCAUGGCUCCUUAUGGAGCAUUUUAUGCAAUGGCCUGCAUAGGGAUCGUCGCUUUCACUUUUAGAAUUAUAGAUAGAAGGAAUAGGGAGAGAGGAGACGCCUACUAUAGCAAUCGAAAGCAUUCUCAUAGACACUGACGAGCUUCUCCAACCAUUUUACAUAGAGUAUAGUUUUUAAAACACUCGGCUUAUAGGAUUUUGUGUACAAUAUUGUACAUGUGAUGUAUCAAUUUUUUGAGUUACCAUGUGAAAGGUAUUGUCAAUCGAUUUUCAAUUUCAUUUCACGGACAUGUUAUUACGGUGACAUGGAGUGGGCCCCUUGUGUUGGGAUCUUACUUGGUUCCAGUUAAUACAAGUGAUGAUUUUUACA
Daucus carota subsp. sativus is the source of this 3847-nucleotide messenger RNA. RefSeq lists its product as uncharacterized. The transcript is spliced from 20 exons. Lineage: Eukaryota; Viridiplantae; Streptophyta; Magnoliopsida; Apiales; Apiaceae. Bases 328 to 3615 code for a protein of 1095 amino acids. Gene Ontology annotation, molecular function: hydrolase activity, acting on ester bonds. The record is from RefSeq and is a predicted model, not a curated record.